Molecule: messenger RNA, 1800 nt
Organism: Penicillium canescens
Lineage: Eukaryota; Fungi; Ascomycota; Eurotiomycetes; Eurotiales; Aspergillaceae
Product: aldo/keto reductase family protein
Exons: 7
Coding region: 1-1800 (599 amino acids)
Molecular function (GO): oxidoreductase activity
Source: RefSeq, a predicted model, not a curated record
AUGGCGCUUUCACUUCAGUCUACCUACAAGUUGGUCUCAGGCUACGAGAUCCCCGUCGUGGGAUUCGGAGUUUACCAAACGCCACCCGAUGUUACCGAGAAGGUCACCAUCAAGGCAAUUGAGCUGGGAUACCGCCAUGUCGACAGCGCCAAGUACUACGAAAACGAGACAGAGAGUGCCAAUGCCAUCCGCAACUCUGGACUCGAGCGCUCGAAGAUCUUCUAUACCAGCAAGGUGCCUGCGAACUGCAUGGGAUACGAGAAAUCAAAGAAGGCCAUUGAAGAAAGCAUUGCUGAUGCAAACCUCGGCUACAUUGACCUGAUGUUGAUCCACGCUCCCUACGGUGGCAAGGAGGACCGCCUCGGCACAUGGCGCGCACUCGUUGAGGCCCAGAAGGCAGGUCACAUCCGGUCCCUCGGUGUGUCCAACUUCGGUAUCCCGCAACUCGAGGAAUUGGAGGAGUACAUCAAGAACGGAGGAGGUGGUCAAAUCACCGUCGGUCAAUACGAGAUUCACCCGUGGUGCCCGCGUGAUGAUAUCGCCGAGUGGCUGAAAAAGCGUAACAUCAUUGUCGAGGCAUACUCUCCCCUGGUGCAGGCAACCCGCAUGAAGGAGCCUGUUCUGCAGAACCUGGCAAAGAAGCACGGUAAGAGCGCGGCUCAGAUUCUCGUUCGCUGGAGUGUGCAAAAGGGAUACGUGCCCCUUCCCAAGUCGGUGACCGAAUCUCGCAUCCUGGAGAACUCGCAAGUUUUCGAUUUCACCCUGUCCGAUGAGGAUAUGGCCAGUCUGAAGCUCGACUCGCAGCAGGCAGUCGCUGCGACGGUUGCCCCCAUUAUGCCGGAUGAGCCGCGCCGCGUCAUUUUGGAGAAAUCCAAGACAGUGCGACGCCGGUACCAGCGCAGCAACCAACGCUUCAAAUUUACCGCCUCCCAGGUCGAACGAAUAGAUCGCGAAGAGGAACGGGAGAAGAAAGCGAAGCAGCUGCGCGAAAGGGAAAAGAAACGCAUCGCCAAUAAGAAACGAAAAGCCGAGCAAGAGGCGCGCGCCCGCGAGGAGCGGAAGCGUCGCGGUAUUCCCGAUCCAAAUGCCCGCGUUCCGUCCAGCCAGCCCCUACUGUCGAUGUUCCUUGGAGCUAAGCAACCGUCGCCUGCACCACCCAAACCUGAAACUACAACUACGGAGACGGAGACGGAAUUGGGUAGUGACGGAGGGGAUACGGAACCUGACAGCGCCGAUGGAGAUACGGAAGCUGAUUCAGAUGCAUUUGAUGACCUGGAUGAGGAGUUGGAAAAUGACUUGUCUGAACUCCAAGGUCCUGAUAACUCCGAGAUCCGGGAUGCAGGCAUCUCGGGGGACUCUGAAGGUCGUGGAACCGGAGAGGAUAUCCAUCCCGUCAAGGAUGACGAUGAAUUCUCCGACUGCUCGGCAUUUGAUGACGAAGAUGUUCUGAAAGAAGUUGAAGUCAUUACUGCAACGCCACCUGUUAACGAUGAAACGAAAGCCCCAUCCAUACCAAAGCAACAUUCCUUUUUACAGGCUCCACCGGUGCCCGCACUAGAUUCCUCUUUUGGUGAUUCUUUCCAAUUCGAUGCCUCGGAUUUUCUCGAAGCCGAAGCAGCUGUCAUUACACAAACGAAUAAUGACGGAACGAACGAUCAUUCUCCGCCCAAGCAAUCCGCAUCCCUAGAGCCUCCAGAAGAGCCGCGCAAAAUGCCCUCAUUGGUGGCUUCGGAAUCCUUCCGGGAUGAUGAUGCCGAUUUCCUUGACACACACGGACACCUUCUUGGAGAAUACAAUUAG